Messenger RNA from Macrosiphum euphorbiae (potato aphid), 414 nucleotides. The record is from the annotation of a GenBank genome assembly. Lineage: Eukaryota; Metazoa; Arthropoda; Insecta; Hemiptera; Aphididae.
AUGCAUAACAAGCUGAAUACUGUAUCCCAUGUAGUGGUUGGCACUCCUAACCAUGUGUAUAACAUGAUUGUUAGAAAAUCGCUCCUAACUCAAUUUAUCAAGAUAUUUGUGUUAGACGAAGCCGAUAAAAUAUUGUCUCAAGGUUUCAAAGAUAAAAUUAAAAAGGUGUUCAUGUGCCUUGAAGAAAAUAUUCAGGUCAUUCUAUGGUCUGCUACAAUGUCCGAGGAUGUUUUGAAUGUGAGCACACAGUUCAUGUGUAAUCCAGUACACAUUAUUGGGCAGAGAGGUAAGGAUAACAUCAAAGAGAGCUGCAAUGUACCAAUAACUGUUACUAAAAACGAUGACAUAGAAAAUGAUAAGAAAAUCUCAGAGUUGUCAGAAAAGUAUUACACAAUGAUCUACCCAAGGAGAUGA